CUUGAGCUAAGCUACAGAGUUGUCUUUGCGCUUUUGCUCUGCUUCUUCCACUCACGUUCGCAAUUCAAUAAUAACGCGUAUUCGCGUUUUCAUAAUCUCCUUAUUCUUUAAGAAGAAUUCAUUGAGGGAUUGUCGUCGAUAUGGGCAAGUUAACUAGCACGAUCGGGAUUCCAAUCAAGCUUCUGAAUGAAGCGCAGGGCCACGUCGUCACCCUCGAGAUUACAUCCGGCGUCGUCUACCGAGGAAAGCUUUUGGAGGCCGAGGACAACAUGAACGUCCAACUCAAAGACAUCACCGUGACCGCCCGCGACGGCCGUGUUUCGCAUCUCGACCAGGUCUAUAUCCGGGGGAGUCAUGUGCGGUUCUUUAUUGUGCCGGAUAUGUUGAGGAACGCACCUAUGUUCCGCUCGAGAGGCCAGCGCGGCAGAGGUGUUGGAUUGGCGCGUGGUAAGGCGACGGUGCAGAGGGCUAGGGGACAGCGGAGGGGUUGAUUUUUGUCCUUGGGACUUGGUCUUUUCGUUUUUGUCGCGGUUUACUACUACAUUUUCCAUGUGAUGGUCGGCGUUUUUUCUUUGUUUUACUAGGGGACUUGAAAAUUUACGCUCAAUGAGAUAAUCUGUCUGGUCCAGCUCAUGCUAUAGAUAGUGUUGCAAGCAAAGCAGGCAGGAUUGGUAUUUGUUCCUGGCCUUUAGAGAUUAUGAUUCUGGGGGUAUCAGCUUUGUUUGUCUGUCCUGCCUCCGUAGUUUGUACACCUACGGGGCAGUAAUUCUCAAACACAUGAUAACGAGGCCUGGAUAAUAAUAGUUAGAAAUAUCUUUCUUGUUCACGCCAAACAAAUACAUAGGGGCGUGUAUAAAAUCUUGGAGCUUGGUUCUGGCCCUGCAAAUCCAUC
Messenger RNA from Aspergillus ruber CBS 135680, 892 nucleotides. RefSeq names its product putative small nuclear ribonucleoprotein SmD3. The coding region runs from base 141 to 491 and encodes 116 amino acids. Gene Ontology annotation, cellular component: catalytic step 2 spliceosome; U1 snRNP; spliceosomal tri-snRNP complex. The record is from RefSeq and is a predicted model, not a curated record. NCBI's taxonomy places the organism in Eukaryota, Fungi, Ascomycota, Eurotiomycetes, Eurotiales, Aspergillaceae. Gene Ontology annotation, biological process: RNA processing; spliceosomal snRNP assembly. Gene Ontology annotation, molecular function: RNA binding. The transcript is spliced from 4 exons.